AUGGGUGCGCAAAAAAGUCAACGCCUCCCCUGCACAUGUCCGCCUUGCUCGGCUGAGGUGGCCAUCGGAGUACCAGACGGUAAGGUGUCGUACGCCGAAGUCAUGAAAAAAGCUCGACGUGAGGUAAACCUUGAGCAGCUCGACUUGUGGGAUACGAGGAUACAAAAGGAUGUUUCCGGGGGUUUGCUCAUACAGAUUCCUGGCAAUAGAGGUAAGGAGAAAGCGCGUCAGCUUCAGGAUAAGCUGCAAAAGGUCCUCGGCCAAGAUGCUAGGGUUGCGAUGGUGGGUGGAUGCAAUAGCAGCGACAUCAAGGCAGGCCCUAGUAAACCUAUGAUAAACGGGAUGUAUGCUAUUUGGCUCCAGUGCCCGGUUGAUGCGGUCCAGGCUUUGGUAAAAUUGGGCCGGAUAAGACUUGAGUGGACCUUGGAAAAAGUUGUGUUGCUUCCUUCUAGAAGGCUGUAG
This is a messenger RNA of Pseudomyrmex gracilis, 462 nucleotides long. RefSeq lists its product as uncharacterized. NCBI's taxonomy places the organism in Eukaryota, Metazoa, Arthropoda, Insecta, Hymenoptera, Formicidae. Bases 1 to 462 code for a protein of 153 amino acids. The record is from RefSeq and is a predicted model, not a curated record. The transcript has 2 exons.